Messenger RNA from Darwinula stevensoni, 1025 nucleotides. The record is from the annotation of a GenBank genome assembly. Lineage: Eukaryota; Metazoa; Arthropoda; Ostracoda; Podocopida; Darwinulidae.
GAACGAGGGGUGCCGGGUCUCGGCCACGAAUCUCGCUUUACCCGAGGCCACCUUCUUAAAAAAAAAAUCUCACAUGUUUUUCGCAACGAAAACGCAUCAAAAAGCUAUACCGACAAUUCCAGUGUAUAGCGUUACAGCCAAUAGAACUUAUAGUCUACAGACUCCGGACAGACAGGCGACUUCGAGCCACGCCACCCAGCGCACGAGAGCAGGAUCGAACCUGGAAUUUUCACAUGCACUCUUCCCGAUCUAAUUCGAUGGAGUGCCAUUUCGUUGCCAACGACUAGUGCUUAUGCAUUGCAUUCUCGCCCGUGUCGAUUCCAGUGUCUCACGCGAGAGUGGAUGUCGGAUGACAGAAACGGGACGUCGUUCGCGCAACUCUCCACAGACUUUUCCAUUUCGUUUCCCUUCGGUUUCCCUCACUCGAAAAGGUCUCGCCCCCCUGUGAGGUGCGUUUCGGUCCACUCCUCUCCUGCUAGUGAAAUCUCACUUCGUGCACGUGCUAAAGACGACGGUGAUCCCCUCGAGGAGCGAUAGCCGUUGCCGGAAUGGACGGAUGCGGAAGAUGCGUGCAAUGUUCUUUCUUCGUCGUCAAUGUCGUCAUCCUGCUCGGGGGCCUGGCGCUAUCGGCGUGGGGGAUCUGGCGGGUGGCGGACGGGGCGGAGGUCGACUCGCUGCUCGACACGCACCUGUUCUUCGGGGCGGCGUGCAUCCAGAUCGCGACGGGGCUGGUGGUCGUCUUCCUCGCUGCACUCGGGUUCUGCGGGGUCUUCAAGCGGGGGAAGUGCAUGCUCGUGGCGUAUUCCGUCCUCCUGUUCUUGCUGUUCGUCGUGCUGCUCGUGGCCGAGAUCCUGGGAUACGUGUUCCUCGACCGAGUCGAGGAUGCGGUCGACACGGCGCUGAAGAAGGCGCUGGUCGACUACGACGACGGGGCGCAGGCCCCCGUCGGGCUCGCCUGGGACCAAGCGCAGAGAGAGGUGACCGGAUCUUCCAUCUUCCAUCUUUUCAUCUCGGCACGCCCUUGA